GUAGCAGAAGUGAGAAAAGGAGACCGCGAACGCCGCACGCUUCUUUUGGUCCUCCUUGGGAUCCGUAGCACGCAGUUUCACAACGUGCGAGCACAGUAGUGAUUAAACAGUAUAACUGCCGCUAGCAAAGACUCAGCGUUUUGUGUUGGACAUUUGGGUUGCUGUUUGCAAAAUAGAACAAUCAUGGCAGAAAAUCAAGAAGAGAUGUCUCCAAUUGAAAUGAAAGUGGCCCGACAAAUAGAGUAUUACUUUGGGGAUCAUAAUCUUCCAAGGGACAAGUUUCUCAAAGAACAACUGCAGCUUGAUGAUGGCUGGGUGCCUUUGGAGACAAUGCUUAAAUUCAACAGACUGAAGUCUUUAACUACAGAGAGCAGCAUCAUUGUUGCAUCUCUGCAGAAAUCAAAAACUGGCCUUCUGGAACUCAGUGAAGACAAGACAAAAGUCAGGAGGUCUCUAAACAAACCCCUGCCCGAAGUGAAUGAUGAAUACAAGGAUGCUCUUAAACACAAAUCGGUGUACAUUAAAGGUUUUCCUCUCAACAUUACCCUUGAUGAAAUUCUGGAGUGGCUAAAUGACAAAGGUGCCAUAGAAAAUAUUCAGAUGAGGAGAAACCUGCAAAGGCAAUUCAAAGGAUCAGUGUUCAUCUGCUUUGACACAGAAGAGUCGUCCAAAAAGUUCCUAGAACGCUCAGACAUAAAAACCUUCAAGGACAAUGAAAUGCUUGUGCUAUCCAGAGAGGACUAUCAUGCAAAAAAAGCAGAAGAGCGAAAACAGUUCAAAGCGGAGACGAAAGCAAAGGCUAGACAAGAAAAGGCGCAACAGCAGAAAGAUGUAGAAGAAAAAGAAAUGGGUCUGCUUUUGGAUGAACAGACUGGUUGCUUGUUAAAGUUUUCAGGAGAACUUGUUAAUGUAUCAAGAGAGGACUUUCAUCAGUUGUUCUCUGGGCAUGGAAAGAUAAAGUGGGUCGACUUCACAAGAGGAGCCAAAGAGGGAACCCUCCUUUUUGAUGGAAAUGCUAAGGAAGCAUUUGACAAGGCGGUAGAGGCAAACGGAGGGGAAUUAAAAAUAAAAGACAACAGUGUAGCAUGGCAGGUGCUCGAAGGAGAGGAGGAGAAGGAGGUGUUGAAGAAAAUCAUUGAGGCUCAGCAAGAAUCUUACAGCAGAUCCAGGGGCAGAGGUGGUAGAGGAAGAUCAGGUGGCAGAGGAAGGGGAAGAGGAAGAGGUGGCCGAGAUCAAGGCAAGAGUCGAUACCAAGGAAAGAAGACAAAAUUUGAAAGUGAAGAUGAGGAGGAUGAUGGUCCUGCAGCCCCAAAGAGAGAACUAGAAGAUGCCGAGGGCCCUGCAGCAAAAAUUGCUAAAACUGAAAAUGGAUCUUAGUCACAAGAUUAGACAGAAAUCUUUUUUUUGGAAAACAUUUAUUAUAAACAGUGAAAAAACAGAGGCAACUUAAAUCCAUUCCAGUCAAAGCUUCAGGCUUUGGAGAAUCGUAUGAAGUCCACCUGGAUAUCAACCUAAAGAACAAAGCUUGGUGUCAGAUUUCAGUCCUUUUGAGUCCCUGUAUAUUUUGCCUCUCUCAUUAUUUGUGUACUUGCGUUGCUCUUAACUUUUUUUAUCAUAUUCACCAUGAAGACAGUAAUUUAAUUUCACCAGGAGGACAUUAGGGUUAGUUUUGUAAGAUGUGUGACAGCUGCGGUGUGUGUGCCACACUGAGUGAUGAGAACAUUAGCUUUGCUAUUUUUUAGGUUUGCAAAUGUGGAUAGCAAAUAAAAGAUUUGUAAAGAUGAA
Molecule: messenger RNA, 1785 nt
Organism: Betta splendens (Siamese fighting fish)
Lineage: Eukaryota; Metazoa; Chordata; Actinopteri; Anabantiformes; Osphronemidae
Gene: ssb
Product: small RNA binding exonuclease protection factor La
Exons: 12
Coding region: 184-1377 (397 amino acids)
Biological process (GO): RNA processing; positive regulation of translation
Cellular component (GO): cytoplasmic stress granule; ribonucleoprotein complex; cytosol
Molecular function (GO): RNA binding
Source: RefSeq, a predicted model, not a curated record